AUGAAGUCAUCCAUGAAAAUGGGUGUGGUAGCCAUAAUAGGUCUGUUCGUGGUGUUCUACCAAUAUCAUUUGUCUACCAGUGUGAGAUUCGAUCAGAUAAGUGACUUUAACACGGGUGGAUCCGCGGAAGAUGGUGCCGUUCUAUCCCAGGAAGAGGUAGAACGCUACGUAAGGACGUCGAAAUUCAGCGAAGAAAUGAUCAAAAGCGCUGUGCGCAGAGUUCAAGAGAUUAACGGACUUAGUCCAGACAUAGCGUCGAUGUUAGUGCAACAGCUAAUAAAUCAUUUGCACAAGAAUAUCUUCGAGCUGGGCGAGAACAAUUCGAAGAUCGCGCGAUUCGAACCUAGUCGAAACGCCACAUCGAACGAACAGCAAGAAUCGUCGAUGAAGUUGAACAAAACACCGGAACCGCUGUACAUAAUCACGCCGACGUAUCGCCGACCAGAACAAAUACCCGAGCUCACCAGGAUGUCGCAUACUUUGAUGUUGGUAAAGAACAUUUACUGGCUCGUUAUCGAGGACGCGACCGUUGCUACCAAACAAGUCACGAGGCUGCUGGAGCGAACAGGAUUGAAGUUCGAGCAUCUGACGGCUCCAAUGCCUGAGAAGUAUAAGCAGAAAAAGGGUGCCAAACCACGAGGCGUAUCUAAUCGAAAUCGUGGCUUGCAAUGGAUCAGAGCGAAUGCGACCAAUGGCGUUUUUUAUUUUGCUGAUGACGAUAAUACCUAUGACAUAACUCUUUUUGACGAGAUCCGUAAAACGAAACGAGUCUCCAUGUUCCCCGUUGGAUUAUGCACCAAAUUUGGUUUAAGUUCUCCCAUCAUUAAAAACGAGAAGUUCGUUGGAUUUUACGACGGUUGGAUCGCUGGACGAAAAUUCCCGGUCGAUAUGGCAGGUUUCGCGGUAAGCGUGAAGUUUCUACUUCAGAGGCCAAAUGCAUCGAUGCCGUUUAAGGCUGGUUACGAGGAAGACGGUUUUCUGAAAAGUUUGGCGCCAUUCGAACCAAAGGACAUCGAAUUCUUGGCCGACAACUGCACCAAGGUGCUCGCUUGGCACACGCAAACAAAAAAGAAUGAACCAAGUGUGCCCCUUGAUAUGAAACUAUAUGGUGAAACGAACCUAGUUAAACUGAAACAACAAAUAGUAUGAUGUAGUCUGACUACGAUUGCACUUCCGAGUUCGAUCUGAUUUUAAUCAUUAAUAAGUACGACAAACAAAGUGAUUCAGUGCCUGAAGUAUUGUAAAGUACGAUUGGCGUAGCAAUGAUCUUCUUUUCUGGUUUUUUAUUGAUUGACUGGUUGAACAAAGUUAUUUCCCUUGUUAUAAAAAGACACUAUAUAGGCUAUCUUUUUACGUUGCUGUUUUCUUGAACAGACUGUAAAGUGGAAUUAUGAUCUACGAUAGAAUCAUAUUAGAUUAUUUCAUGUUAUUCCAUCUUAUGUAGAUUAUUUAAUCUUGAGCGACUGAUAGAUUUGAAACAAAAUAUAGCUUUCUUUAUAACUCAAAAUUUUUAAAAGAAGCUAAUGUGCGAAGAAAAUGGGAACUAACUAAACUUUGUUGCAGUGGUAUGUUUCUGUAUAGCAUAGAGUAUAGAGCGUUAUUUUACAUAUUAACGUAUUAAUUUUAGUUGUAAUGAAUAAUAUAUAAUGCAUAGGGUAAAGACCAAUUAGCGCGAGAAAAGUAAUUCGAUUGAGUUACGAUAAAACUAAGAGAACUAUGAGAAAGAAAGAUCUUUACUGUUCAGUAUAUACAACUUCUUGCAUUAUCUUCCGUUUCGCCUUGCAAGUUGUUUGUUUUCUGUGUAGGUACCCUAAAUUUGAUAUGUGUUCAACGGAUCAAUUUUUUUUAGAAUUCCACAGUGAAUAGCGUUCAUCAAAUCUUUAGUGAAACAGAAUAAAUGCAAGUUACCUUUUAUACUUAUCGUUGUUGUACAAAUAUUGUUUUAUAGUAUAUUUCUAUAACAGCGUAAUAUAUUUUUGUCUUAUGAAACAACGAACAAAUACAAAGUGUUUUGCGAAAUAGCAAAUAGGAAACCUUAAUAUUUUAACGUUCUGUUUUUAUAGUUAGGAUCCUUAAUAUUAUUAGUUCAUAUUAUUUUGUGUUACUUUUAAGGAGAUUGCCUACGUGUAUAAUAUAAUGUAUUAUGAAAUUAGUCAGUCUUAAAUGAAAAAAAGAAAACGUCGAUAAAGGAAGACAUUAUGCACACCGGUUUUUAAUGGAUUGUAUGAAAUAUCGUAAGAUUAUAGAUAGUUCGCGGCAGGAAGAACUUCGAUCGUCGAACGUGAAUUCAUAUCGAAUGCAUGCGUAGAUAGGAAACAAAUGAAAUGUAACGAAGCGUUUCAAAAGGUCUGUAACCAAAUCUCGCAAAGAAAUGCUAAUUUAUACGGCUUUUAAAUGAUCAACGAUUAAAGUCGAAAGUAGAGUAUAAUAUGGAAAUUAAAAAGUUAUUUUGAAAUUUUAAUAGACCUUUUGAAGCUUCAUCUUAAUAUGCAACAUUAACCUACCAAAGUAAUGCAAGUGAUAUACAAAAAAAAAAUCUAAGUUAAACAGAGAUAUUUUUUAGUUCUUGAUUAUUGGAACUCGAUGUUUCAUUAUCAAAACGUUUAAGUUCUCCGCGCUCUUGUUGCUCAAAAUAAAUAAGAAAAAUAAUUUAGAAUGCUGCACGCAUCUGUAACAAUAUUAUCUAGUCUAACAACGUUGUAAUGAAUAUUAAAAUUAUCAAAAAGUCUAUUACCGCAGUGUCGAGCGAAUAUAAUUGUAUAUUACAUAUUUCUUUGAAAAUUCACAGGACAAACGCAAAUUCAUUUUUUAUAAUUUUUUGAAAUAUUCGAUAUUGAAGAUUUUACAGUAGUGCUGCGUUAACUGACCGACAUUUUUGAACAUCAAGGAUAAUUGGAAUUUUCUAGGAUUAUACCUCCUUUAAUAACUGGCCAGAAGUCCCAACCCGUGGCCAAUUAGCGAAGCACUAUUAUAAUCUUUAUGUUACAAACUAUAAAUAUAUUUAUAUAUAUUAGCCAGAUUUUAUCGACACAUAAACAUAAUUUUGUGAAAGCGUAUCGAGCACAACGUGUAAAUUGUUAAACCAAGUCUGCAAUUUCCUGCAAUUUACUCGUACUCUAAUUAAGCGGAGAUACUAUAUCAUGAAAGCAAUAAACUCGUUGUUAGAUAA
Molecule: messenger RNA, 3169 nt
Organism: Bombus impatiens (common eastern bumble bee)
Lineage: Eukaryota; Metazoa; Arthropoda; Insecta; Hymenoptera; Apidae
Gene: GlcAT-P
Product: galactosylgalactosylxylosylprotein 3-beta-glucuronosyltransferase P
Exons: 4
Coding region: 1-1149 (382 amino acids)
Biological process (GO): carbohydrate metabolic process; chondroitin sulfate proteoglycan biosynthetic process
Cellular component (GO): Golgi membrane
Molecular function (GO): galactosylgalactosylxylosylprotein 3-beta-glucuronosyltransferase activity
Source: RefSeq, a predicted model, not a curated record